This is a messenger RNA of Pistacia vera, 414 nucleotides long. Its product is annotated as glycine-rich cell wall structural protein 1-like. The transcript is spliced from 2 exons. Bases 1 to 414 code for a protein of 137 amino acids. NCBI's taxonomy places the organism in Eukaryota, Viridiplantae, Streptophyta, Magnoliopsida, Sapindales, Anacardiaceae. The record is from RefSeq and is a predicted model, not a curated record.
AUGUGGCUAAGUGGCGGAAGUGUAGGUGGAGGUGGAGGCUUUGGUGGUGGAGGCAAAGCCUUUGGUGGUGGUGGAGGAGGCGUUGAAUGUUGUACAAGUAUAGGUGGAGGCAUUAGAUUUGGGGGCAGUGUUGGUGGCAGGGUUGGAGGUGGUAUUGUUAGUGGUGGUGGUAGUGGUGGUGGAGUAGAAGAAAGAAAAUGUGGAGUUGGUGGUGGUUCUGACCACGAUGGAGGCUUUGAUGUUGGAAGAGGUAUUGGCGAUGGUGUUGAAAGAGGAAGUGAUGGUGGUGGGGGUGGAUUAGGUGUAGGAUCUUUACAUGGGGGUGGCUUUGGUGCUGGUGGGGGUGGGGGUGUAAAAGGUAGAGUUGGUGGAUGUAUAGAUGGUGGAGGAGUAGCUAGAGGCAGGGGUGGAUGA